Cannabis sativa is the source of this 1970-nucleotide messenger RNA. RefSeq names its product UDP-D-xylose:L-fucose alpha-1,3-D-xylosyltransferase MGP4. The transcript has 4 exons. Gene Ontology annotation, molecular function: glycosyltransferase activity. Gene Ontology annotation, cellular component: Golgi apparatus. The record is from RefSeq and is a predicted model, not a curated record. NCBI's taxonomy places the organism in Eukaryota, Viridiplantae, Streptophyta, Magnoliopsida, Rosales, Cannabaceae. Bases 579 to 1643 code for a protein of 354 amino acids.
CACGUAGAAGCAUGUAUUUACUCCUCAAAUUUAACAAUUUUUUUUCUCCUUGCAAACUAGUUUUAAGUUAAAUCCACAUAAAUAUUGGCUUGAACCGAAUUAAUAACAAUCUUCAUCCAAAUAUGGGAGCGUAAUACUAGCAUUAUUUUCUGAAUGGUUUUUAACUUUUAACUUGCAUUCAUUCAUUCAAUGUGAACAUGCAUAGAUUUUAAUUCCAAUCCAGCUCUCACUUCAGCACCGACUAAACCCAAAAAACUGUAAAAUUAGUCGAAUCCCCCAAGAAAAGAAAAAAGAAGAUGAAAAAGUUCUCAUCGUGUAGCAUGAACCGUCCGAUGUACUGACUGGGAAUUAGUUUGACUUGCAGAUCCGAUCUAAUCUAAAUUACAGAAGCUCCAUCAUCAAACUCAUAUUUUUCAAUUCUAAUUCUAUAGCUCAAUUGCAAAAGAAAGGAGAAAGCUCUUCGCGCGAAUUUGGCUCAUUUUAGUCCAUGCUAGCUUCAAAUGUCGGCAAAUUCUGAGUGACCCAUCUCGAAUUUGAGCCAUAAUAUACUAAAGAUUACAACUUUUUUUUUGAGCGCUAUGUCGUUCUUGCACCAGAGAUCGAUUCACAACCCACUUUCGAAUCCAUAUCCACUUUCCCCUCGUUCCUCAUCGUCUUCGAACAGAUCCUUCUCCCUUUUCAGCCGCAUUACCCUUUUGGUCCUCUUAUCUCUCCUGGUGAUCCUCGGUGUCUUUUUGCCAUGGGCGGACAUGCCUGAGGGAUUCUUUUCAACGGUUAGGCCAUCAAUAACCAAGUGGCACAGCUACACACUGGCUCAAGCGGCGUCGUUUGUUGCGAAGAAUGGGACUGUGAUCGUCUGCGCAGUGAGCCAGCCUUACUUGCCUUUCCUCAACAACUGGCUCAUUAGUAUUUCUCGGCAGAAGCAUCAGGACAAGGUGCUUGUGAUAGCCGAGGACUAUGCAACGCUCUAUAAGGUGAAUGAGCGGUGGCCUGGCCAUGCCGUGCUCGUCCCUCCUGCACCAGAUUCCCAAACUGCUCACAAAUUUGGUUCUCAGGGAUUUUUCAACUUUACUUCCCGAAGGCCGCGACAUUUGCUGCAUAUUUUGGAGCUUGGUUACAACGUUAUGUACAAUGAUGUUGAUAUGGUGUGGUUGGCUGACCCGUUCCCUUAUUUGGAAGGGAACCACGAUGUUUACUUUACGGAUGACAUGCCUCAAGUGAAACCUCUGAUGCAUUCUCAUGCUUUGCCUCCUCCAGGGAAGAAAGGACGCACUUACAUAUGCAGCUGCAUGAUUUUCCUCCGCUCCACAAAUGGAGCAAAGUUAGUCAUGAAGAAAUGGAUUGAUGAACUUCAAGAACAGCCUUGGUCCAAGGCAAAGAAAGCUAAUGAUCAGCCUGCUUUCAACUGGGCAUUAAACAAAACUGCCGGAGAGGUGGAUCUGUACCUGCUUCCCCAGACAGCAUUUCCAACAGGAGGACUAUAUUUCAAGAACCAAACUUGGGUACAAGAAACUAAAAGCAAGCAUGUCAUUAUACAUAACAAUUACAUCACGGGUUUUGAGAAGAAGAUAAAGCGAUUCCGCGACUUUGGUCUAUGGUUGGUAGACGAUCAUGCGGAUGAGUCUCCACUGGGUAGAUUAUGAGAUUACAAAUACGUGUUGUUCUAUUAUCAAUGCCUUUCUGUUCAAGCAAUCAAACCCCUUACUGUCCCAUACCAACAUCUAUGAUCUAUCUACUGGUUUUGAAGGACUCCCUUUGAUUGACAUGAGUGACACUAGUGGCAUAUUGGCAAAUGGAAAUGGUGCAGCCUUUGAUUUUCUUUUCUUCGUUUUAAGUCACAUUUGAGAAAAUUUUGUAGGGGAUAAAACACCCUCCUUGAUGAACUAUGCCCAGUGGCUGUACCCCGUAAAUGUAGUCAUAUUGAUUCUUUGUAGUAAUUAUUUUCUUAACUUUGUCUUGGUUUGCCUCAA